Trichoplusia ni (cabbage looper) is the source of this 7121-nucleotide messenger RNA. RefSeq lists its product as uncharacterized. Lineage: Eukaryota; Metazoa; Arthropoda; Insecta; Lepidoptera; Noctuidae. The coding region runs from base 181 to 5943 and encodes 1920 amino acids. The record is from RefSeq and is a predicted model, not a curated record. The transcript has 11 exons.
AUAUCGAUUUGCGUGCUUAUUUUAUGGUCGCGUCCAUGGUUUUGCUUUAUCUGUACCUGUACUGUCGAACGAAUGUCUGCUGUCGGUAGAUCAUGUUUGCGCGCCGGGAUAUUAUUACUGAUAAAAUGUGUUUAGAACCUUGUUUAUUACAUUAAUUGAAAAUUUCUGUUAAUAUUGAGAAUGACUACUGCCUAUGACGAAUCAGUGAUUGAGUUUGAUCUGAAUUAUCUGAACCAGGAUUCAAAUGGCACCCCAAUUGCCAAUAAAGCGGAUAAAAACAAGUAUGAGAAGCAGAAGCGCAAUAUAUCUAUUAUGAAAAAGAAGAUUAUUGCUACGGAUGCUCUCAUAACCAAGUACUAUACAAAGAAGCAGAUGUUGUUUGACGCAGAAAAGAACUUGGCUGGGACGAAGGAGGAGUGUAAACAGAUCUGUUUAGAUUACAGACAGGCAUUGGAGAAAUGUAGUGUUUUGGAAACUGAAAGACAAACAGUCCAAACUGCUUAUAAAACUGUUGAGGAACGAUGUGGUCAAUUAGAAAACCAGUGUGCAGCUUUUCAAUCGCAUAUCCACCAAUUGCAGCAACUUAUAAAGGAAAAAGACACUGCACUGGAGUCUUUACGAACUGAGAAGAAGAAAACAUAUGUUAAAGAAGUUGACAAAAAAGCAGUGUAUACACGGGACAGAGAAAGAACUUCUUUAAACAAAGAUAUUAAGCUGUUUACUGAAUUAGUAAAAAAAAUACUUGGUAAAAAAAGACUGAAGGGAAGAUAUAAUGAACUUCUACGGAAAUAUGAGAUAUCCAGUGAUGGAAAUGCCAGCGAUACCAGUGAUGUAUUCGAAGAACCUUUUUCGCCACCAUUUAGUCCCGUGACUAAGAAGCCCUCAAAUACCGCUACAGACUCCGAGUGUGAUUACAGUGUAGAUACCGGUCGAGGAUCAUCUCUAGGUUCUGAUAACGAUAAAUUUAUACUCAGUCCAGAUUGCUUCAUAGAAGACAACCCAAGAAGUUCAGUGACCAUCGAAAAUAGAUCCAAAAUAAAAGUAGCAAAUGUGGCGACAAGUCCUAUUAUAUUUGAAGACGUUGUUGAAGAGCCAAGCCUUCCACUUAUUCUGGACGACGAAGAACUCGAAAGCUCUAAAAAUGAAUCUUCUAAUAUUGAAAGUCAAUUAAAUAUGGUAGAUAGAUGCCUUAGUCCAAUAAGGAUAAACAAGAGAUCAGUGUGUACAAGCCCAAUGGAACUUGAGACAGUUGUUCAAAUUCAAAUAGAAAAUGAAUUUGAAUCUAAGGAUGCAUCUACGAUGACUAAUCAAACUUUGCCACUAAUAACCAUCGAUAGGUCUGUUAGUCCAAUAAAUAUAUCCAGUGGCGUUUCUGUAUUUACGAGUCCAAUGAAACACUUUACAAGAGAAAUAGCUACAAGUCCAGAGAUAAUUAAUGAAAACAUAAUUGAGAACGAAAGCACACAAGAAAAUAAUCAGAAAGAAUGUCUGGAAUUAAACAACAGUAAUAAUAUGCGUCGCGACAAUAAUGCAGACUUUGAAAUAGAGAUGAUACUGAAUUCUAUGCAAAUGAGCCACGGUAUUAUAACGCCUAUUCCAAAGACGCCGUCGAGGUCGCGUUACACAGAAUCAAGGAACGUACCUAGUCGUCUUAGUAGCGUAUCAAGCCAUCCAAGACUCUUUGAAGGUGGCUUUUUAGAAACAGUCGAUGAGUAUUCCAGAGUAGAAGAGCUUAAAAUGGAAUUAGAUAAUUUAAAAAGUGUUCUCAAACAACAUAUCUUGUUGACAAGUAAACCACUCCAAUUUAAUCACAAACCUCUAUUAAAUAAAUUAGUCACUGAUGAUGAUGAUAAUUUGAAUGAAAUUGAAUAUAUGGACACCAACGAAAAUAGUUUAUCUGAUAAUACAUUAGAUCACUCUGAAAUGCGACAAGAGUCGAAUUUGGAGGUAUCUCAGUAUGGUUUAGUUCUUUCACCAAUUGAUAACGACUUGUUAUUCGGGACAAGUCAAUCGUCGACAGAAAGAGACUUACACAACAUGAUAAAGGAUAAUAAGGCGCAAAUUUCUUUUCCCAAAAUACAUAGUGAAAGUAUUUUACAAAACUUGGAAGAAACAGAAAUUCCUACUGAGGCAAAUACACAGUCAUGUGCACAAGAAAUAUGUGAAGAUGGGAAUGAUGCUAGCAACCCGGAAAAUAGUGAGGUGGAUGACGAACCGGUGAAAGUUAUUAAACUAAAAAGGACAAAAAGGAAACGAUUGAGUAAGUUAGACAAGUUGAAAAAGGUUUUAAAACCAAAACACAAAAUAAGAUCAAAAACACCAACAAUAUUCAAAUCGCAACUUAAGUCCAAACCGCACAAUUUACCUGAUAAGAAGAUCAGCAAGAACGAAACUUCAGCAUCUCUUAAUGAUAAAGCUGUUUAUGAAAAAGCCGUUAAAAUAAUGGCAGAAUUAAAUUCGAAACAAAACUCUCAAACUCGUAAGGACCCUAUUAAAGAAUCCUUAUCUUCAAGUGAAAUAUCUCCGAAGAUUGAAAACAUUCAAAUCGGUGAUGGAGCGCCUCCAAAAUCGAAUAUAAAAGAGCCCAUUAAAGACUCCUCAUCCGUAAGUGACUCAUGUCCAAAGAAAACACUUACGGAUAACAUUCAAAUCGAUUCUCAAACACUGCCAAAAGACUCCUUAUCUACAAGUGAAACUUCUUCAAAGAAAACAGAAAACAGUCAAACUGGUAAUCAAAUACCUCCAAAAACAACCCAAAAAGACCUGAAAAAUUAUUUGUCGACAAGUGAAUCUUCCGUGAAGAAAACAUUGACGGAUAACAGUCAAAUUGGUAACGGAACACCUCCAGCAACAAUUCAAAAAGACCUUAUUAAAGACUCCUUAACCACAAGUGAAUUUUCUCAGAAGAAAACACUAAUGGACAUCAGUCAAAUUGAUAAUCAAACACCUCUAAAAAUAACACAAAAAGAUCCUGCUAAAACCUCCUUAUUUACAAGUGAGUCUUCUCCCAAGCAAACAACAAUGGACAAUUGUCAAAUCGGUAAUGGAACACUUCCUAAAGCAACUCAAAAAGAUCCAAUUAAAGAGUCCUUAUCCAGAAGUGAAUCUUCUCUGAAGAAAACAAUAAUGGACAACAGUCAAAUUGGUAACGGAACACCUCCAAAGACAGCUAAAAAAGAACCUGUUAAAGACUCUUUAUCCACCAAUUUGUCUUCUCCGACAACACUUAUGGAGAACAGUCAAACCGAUAAUCAAACACCUCAACAAGACCCCAUUAAAGAGUCUUUAUUUACAAGUGAAUCUUCUCCUAACAAAACACUAACAAACAACAGUCAAAUUGGUAACCUAACAGCGCCAAAAACAACUCAAAAAUCGUCUCUUAUAGAGUCCUUAUUUGGAAGUGAAUCUUCUCCGAAGAAAACACUAACAAACAACAGUCAAAUUGGUAACUUAACAUCUCAAAAAACAACAAAAAAAUCCUCUCUCUUAGAGUUCUUAUUUACAAGUGAACCUUCUCCAAAGAAAACUUUAACGGAAAACAGUCAGACCGAUAAUCGAACACCUCUAACAUCAACACAAAAAUACCCUAUUAAAGAGUCCUUAUUUACAAGUGAAUCUUCUCUGAAGAAAACACUAACAAACAACAGUGAAAUUGGUAACCGAACACCUCCAAAAACAACUCGAAAAUCCUCUUUUAUAGAGUCAUUAUUUACAAGUGAACCUUCUCCAAAGAAUACUUCAACGGAUAACAGUCAGACUGAUACUCGACCAACUCCAAAAUCAACUCAAAAAGACCUUACUAAAGAGUCCUUAUUUACAAGUGAAUCUUCUCCGAAGAAAACUUUAACGGCCGACAGUCAAAUCGGUCAUCGAACACCUCCAAACGCUAUUCAAAAAGGCAUCUUAUCCACAAGUGAAACAUCUUCGAGGAAAACACUUACAAACAACAAUCAAAUCGGUAAUCGGGCAUCCCAAAGAACAAGUCGAAAAGAAACUAUUAAAGAGCUCUUAUCCACUAAUGAAAUAUCUCCGAAGACGGACAAAAUUCAAAUCGGUCAUCAAAAAACUAAUGAAGCCGCUCCCGAAUUAAAACCAAUUUCAAAAACACUAGUAUCUUCGGCUAGAGCAAAAAUUGACUUGUUUUCAAACGAUAAGCAGCCUGAGGACAAUGUUAGAAGUACUGAUAUACUUACAUCUCCAACAAGCCAGAUCGCCACUAGAAGUAAAAGUAAGCCGUGUUUUGUCGUAUUAACAAAGUCACCUGUUGCUCUUCCUGCUCAACAAACGAAAACUUCUGAACAAGUUCAAGAUAAACAAAAAGUUAAUGUGGAAAGCGAAAUACAAAGUCCGCAAGUUUCAAGAAAACGUCGAAACAACUCGGACUUUGAACCUGAAAUACAAUGUAAAAGAAUAUUGCGCAGUUCGACGGCUCAGAAGAGAUCGAGCACAGAAAAUAAAGAAGUGUCUAAUGCAACUAACAAUAAUAAAUCUAUGGAUAUUCGUAGUCCUAGAAAAUUAGAUAUGAACACUACAAAUGAAGAGGACUCCAUGAAACCAUGGAAGAAUAUCAAUCAUGAUAUUGCCAUAAGCUAUGAAGACUUAGAUCUAUUUUCUGAUGAUGUGCAGUCUGAGGACGUCAAAUGCCAGGAAAAAGUGCCACUAAAUAACGCCAAUGAUUUCCAUCCAAAACAAAGUAUUUUAUGUAGCAUGAUAGAUAAAUAUGGGGUGGCAAAAGUAAGAAAUUUUGCCAAGAAAGCACCAGAUGCUGCCGCAGUAAAAAUGGUUUCUGAUAAAAUGGAGCAAUAUAUAAAUUAUAUCAUAGAAAGUUCACCUGCAGAGUCUAAAAUUGUUAUGGAUAAGUUUGUUACUGAUUUGAAAAAAGUUAAUCACAAACACUUUCUUGCGGGGUUGAUGAAAUAUUUAACUAAACCAGAUAGAAAAAUGGAAUUAUUUUCAAAAGUGGUCACAGCCCCAGCUCCGCCCAUGACUAAAGCCGAACAAAUUCUUAUCUAUGUGAUAUUAAAUCUGAAAAGAAAUUGGCCGUCAAUAGACAUUGUUGAUGCUAUUUUAACCAACAUUGAAUAUACUUUAUUCAAAUUGAACCGAACUCCAGAUUUUGGUGUGGUGGAAAGUGCGUCACAUUUCUAUGCAAUUCUGUGUAGAUACUUUAGAGCAAAGAGUCGUUUGCGUCUUUUUAUUUUGGAUGCUAUGUAUUGUACUCAGUUCAAAUCUAUCAGACUUAUUAUGCAAUGCUUAGACGUGUGGUCGCACAUAAUACCAUUAGCGCAUAUGGGAAUUGCAAAGUGCCCAUUGGUGACCUGUUUAGUUUAUCUUCUCCACUUUUACAAAUGCAAUGAUAAGCUAAACAAUAUACAGGUUAUAAGGAAGAUUUUAAGCGAAAGAUAUUUCUAUAAAAUAACGGAUUGGAAUGAGACCAAAAUUGUAGAAAUGUUUAGACAUGCUAUCAAGGAAUUAAAAGAUGUACCAAUAGACAGGAAAAUGUUACGUUUAGCUUUGAUUAUUCUUGCUAAACGGCAGGGUCCGAAAUGGUGUCAAAAUCAUAUUAUAAAGAAUUUACUUCUUCCGAUGAUAGAAAAGCCCAAUGUUCCCGAAAAUGUCAAGGAGUUCUGUGUAUCUAUGAUUGGGCCACUGAUGAAACCUUAUCCAGCUGAUAUGAAAGUUAACUGCGAAAUUGUUAUGAACAAACUUUCUGAUAUGCUUAACCAGGAACAGUCACAGGCAAUGGAGGAAGCUAUCAUCACAAGCAUGGUUUUCAUCAACAGACAUAACCAAAUGAGUAUCAAUAAAGUACUUUUGUCGCGUAAAAUGAAACCUUUUUCAGCGGAAUUAGAAGAAAUAUUACGCGAAUAUGUAAGAGCGAUACCUUUGAAAGUUUGGGAAAGGAAUAUAUCGCAAAUAGUUCAUAGCAGUAAAUAUAAUUAAUAUAGAUACUCCCAGUGUCUAUAGAACUUGAAGUUCCCACCCUUGUGACCUCAACUCAGUCUACUGAGGUUUUAACCAGUAUAUUGAGGUUUUAUUUGUUCUUAACAAGCCUGUUUUAAAUUGCGACUUAUACUGUUCUCUGUAAGUAAAGAAUUGAUAUAGUUUAGUUAGAUAAGUUAUUUAGUUUUGUGAUUUAUGUUUCAAAGAAAUAGUUUAGUUUUAAACUUGGUAAAUAUCGUAAGUACCAGUACUAUAGUUAAGCUAAAAGCUCACCGCUGUGGACGUGACACAAGUUAAGCUACUUUCAUAUUGAAAAUUGUAUAAAAGCCAUUUCAAGUUCAAUUUUGUCAGUGUGUUUUGGAAAGGAAACUUAGCAAUAAUAAUAUAAUAUCAUCUUCACUCUGUUUGUGGUACAAAUCAAGUUCGAAUUUUAUUGUGGUUCGUAGCUAAUCGCUAUAAUUAACUGUAUUAAUAACUAAGCGGCAUAACUAAUGUAUAUAAAUCAUCUGUCACAUGUUAUAGGGUUAGAUCCCAACUUGGGUCAAAGUACUGUGAUCUAAAAAUAUUUAUUUUAAGUCGGUUUUAGGCAUAAGUGAUGCCAGAUUCUAAUCUGCUAUGAUGCACUACCCUAUUUUUAUUAAAGUGUUCGUCUAAUAAGUAUGUAAUUGUGAAUAUCUAUGUUUCUUACAAGAAGAACCGUUAAUUUAACCUCGGAAACCUUUAAUUAUACCUACAUUAAGAGUACUACUAUAAGUGUAGACAGGUUUUAUUACUGACCGUAUUAUAACAUUAAUAUAUUUUUAACAUUUAAUAUGUAGUUAGACGACUAGGAUAGGGCUGCGCCCAUGCAAGGCUAUAAUAGUUAAUGGCGGGUGACUAAUGAAUAACUUAUUAUAGCCUGAUAGGUUUUUAAUGUUUAGUCAGUGUCAAAGAAAUAUAAAUGUCUAGGAUAUAUUACACGAUCUCAUGAAACUAAUUCAUUAAAAUAUAAGUUAAGGGGUAAAAUAUAAAAAGCCGAGGCCUAGGGGUAACAAGACAGCAUAUUGUGUCUUGAAAAUUUCUUAUUUAGAUACCUGUAAAUAUCUUAAGUUAGGCAAAGAAUGUAAAUUCAAAAUUUGUGAGAGAUCACUGAUUCUUCUGUGACUAUGUUUAUAGUAAAUAAAAGUCAAUAUUUCACA